Messenger RNA from Acytostelium subglobosum LB1, 894 nucleotides. RefSeq lists its product as hypothetical. Gene Ontology annotation, molecular function: pseudouridine synthase activity. The annotation marks the transcript as partial. Gene Ontology annotation, biological process: tRNA pseudouridine synthesis. The record is from RefSeq and is a predicted model, not a curated record. The transcript has 3 exons. NCBI's taxonomy places the organism in Eukaryota, Evosea, Eumycetozoa, Acytosteliales, Acytosteliaceae.
CAUUUCAAGAAGACGAAGAAAGAUAGAAUGACAACAACUACAACUACAACUACACCUACACCUACACCUACACCUACUACUACAUUGAAUACAGCGACGAGCAUUAACAAUAGUAGUGCAUGUAGUAGUACAUCAUAUGAUGAGAUAGGUCGAAAGAAUUUGAUAUGGAGACUAGAGUCAUUCUAUGGACGAACGAUUAAAUCAUUAUAUUCACCGGCGUUGGCAGAGUUGGUCAGCAUUGGAGUGUGUCCAAGAUGUUGUCUAAGAUACUUCAACAUCAGAGAAAUAGGUCUAUAUCAAGAGCCAGUGCCAUUCCUAUCACAUCUAAUCAACUAUAUCGUUAUGAGAGAUCGACAUGAUACACAACAACUACAGCAGCAACAGGCAACCGAUGAAGGUAUGUUGUCUCACUCAAUCACUCACUCCUCGCAUGUUGACCGUAACUCGCUAACAACUUUGAAUGACUUAGUGUGCGUGUCAUGCUUGGGUAUGCUCCAGAAUACAAACAGUGCCAAUGAGUUCUUGGAUACAUUCUUGGACUCGAUUGGCAAGUGUAACUAUGAGUUUAUAGAUUACUCAUUGGCUUUGUGGAUGCCACAGUCUACGAUCAUCAGAGAGUACUCUAUUUGGUUCCAUUUGCAUUCACUGUUUGGCAGGGACAAUGACAAGGACAAAAAGGAUGCCAAGAUCGUCGAUAUCAAAGAGGCUGUCAAAUGGAUACUUGGACCACUGAUUGUCAAGAGGUUCAACUUCAAAUUCCAGCCAUCCAGUGACUUUAGAAUGAACAUGACCUACAGCCACGAGGAGACCAAAGACGAACAUCUAUUCCUCUUUGACAUCAAGACACAGAACAAGAAGAAGAGAAGAACAAACAACAGGAGAGUAUGUCUAUGA